CAGAAAACAAGGGGCGGAACUAAAACCAAAACAGCGGAAGAUUCAAAAUGAAGAUGGCGGCUGUUGAUUGUACUCAACAAAGUACACACGAGCUAAAAAGAAGGGAGACAAGAGGCUGUGUGUUUACAAGCAUGGAAACAUCAAACAUAUGCCAGCCGGUCAUCUUCAAUCCGGACUUCUUUGUCGAGAGGCUGAAACAUGAACAUCCACAGACCUUCACAGAUCUGGUCCUGGCACACCUCACACGACUCAUCGACCUCCCAGGAGAAGAGUUUGCUGAGCUCACAGGGGACUGUGAGCCCAGGAUGCCAUCCUCGACUGGCUUCCUCCGCUCCUUCAACUUCCUGAGACGAAAAGAGAAAGGUGUAAUUUUUGGUGCACCCUUGACUGAAGAAGGAAUAGCGCAGAUCUAUCAGCUGAUUGAGUACCUGAGCAAAAAUCUUCACAUUGAGGGGCUGUUCCGCGUGCCGGGCCACAGCCUCCGACAGGCCGCGCUGAGGGAGAUGCUAAAUGCCGGGGCAGAAAUAGAUCUCGAGACGGGAGACUUCCACCCCAACGAUGCCGCCUCGCUGCUCAAAGCCUACCUGGGAGAGUUGCCUGAGCCCCUGCUAAUGCACAAACACUAUCAUGCCCACCUCAAAAUUGGAGAGCUGACUCUCUUUGAUGAGAAAGGAGAUAAAACUAAAACUCCAGACAAGGAGCGGCAGGUGGAAGCCUAUCAGUUGAUUUUCAUGCUGCUGCCACCAGCCAACCGCAGUCUGCUGAAGCUCCUGUUGGACCUCCUCUAUCACACCGCGCGCAACCAACGUGUCAACAAGAUGUCCGCUAUCAAUCUUGCAACCAUGUUUGCGCCACAGAUUAUCUGGCCCAAAAAUGUGAUGGCAUGCGAUCUUCAGGAAGACAUUGAGAAGCUAAACAAUGGCAUAGCAUUUCUCAUUAGGCACUCUCAAAAGCUGUUCAAGGCCCCGCCAUCUAUCAAAGAAUAUGCACGUAUAUACUUCACUGGAUCCAAAACUCUUCAAUCAAAGGAUGACCUGAUGUUAGUCUCGGGGACCAAAGAGCCGCCGGCUGUGCCACAGCCUGCAUCCAUUGUUUCCCCUUGCACAAGAAAGAUUAGUGGCAACAGCUCGAAAAAGUUGACGGAUACUGGGACAUACACCGAAUCAGCUCUGCGAGAACUUUACCACCAAGUCAACAACAUGCCCGAGUCUGCCAAAAAGAAGAAACUCAUCAGGCAGUUUGAGAAGCAGCCUUUGGUGACACCCUCACCGGAUCCCAGCUCACCAUUCAGCAGGAAGCACUGGCGAUCCCGCUCUUUGGGUGGAAUUAUUAAGAAGAAAGUGUUGGGAAGCCAAAUAUCAUCAGGCAAGCCAAAUGGCAAAGUGCAUAGGGCAUCAGACAGCUGCUCAGAUGAUAACAGCAGUGGAGGGGCUGUACUCCAAGUGAGGAAACUUCCCAUCUAGCUGUGAAGGUGGAUGCCUUUCCAGCCCUCUUUAACUUAAGGACUGAAUAUGUGUCAAAGAGCCAAAUUUUAUUUCUGCGUAUUUUUCGGAGAAAAUGCAGAGUUUGUUGAUGAUCUGAGCAGUGAGGGUGCUAUGCUCUGUUUCAGUCAGCCGCCGCGUAACCAUUUUCUUCAGGAAAUGUGUUUAAAAAAAAAAACACGUGAAUGCAUGGCAAUUGAUGUUUAAUUUUGUUAUUAUUGUUGUUUAUUUUGUUUGUUUGUGUUUUUUUUUUUUAUCCAAAACAUAUUUUUUAUUCAUUGACUGGGACCAUUUCACAGAAAUGUUGAGUUGAGAAGACCAGAGACGUGCCUUAAAGUGAAUUUCUUAAGUUACUUACUAUGUUACAAUUUUGCAAUUUCUAUUCUACACAAAAUGUGUGCAAUUUCCUUUUUUAGGUCUCCCAAACAUCAGAAUGUGCUAUAAUUUAAUUUAAGCGGAGUAUGUUUAAAUGAUGUUAAUUUAGAAUCCAAUGUCCAAAGGACACUUUCUAGAGAUGAUAUAUUUCUCUCUUUGGGAAUUCAUUGCUGUUAUGUUUUUGUUUUAUAUAUAUUUUUUCCGGGUAUACUACUGUCCCUCAAAUGUGUGUUUGUGCUCUUUUGAGUACAUUUGACCUUUUCCAAGUCAGUUCUGCUUUCUUUCAGCUCUGCAUAGUUUUUGUCUUUCUGCGUACUGUAUUAGUUGUGAAAGACUUUUUACACUUUUUGUAUUGCUGGUUGAGGGCAAAUGAAGUCCUUUACUUUCUUAGUGGGGUGCUUUCUGUGAGGGUUUUGAGCCACUCUUGUGAAAAGUUCUCAUCAGUUGUGGUUUCUUCCAGUUCCAAGGCCACUCUGCCAAAUUGUUACAAUACAAGCCUGAUGUGGCAAAGUCACCUAAAUGGACUGUGUUGACUGGUGAUAUUGAUGCUACUGUGAAACCCAACAAAGGCCUUUUUAAAAGACUUCAAACCAUA
This is a messenger RNA of Hippocampus comes (tiger tail seahorse), 2451 nucleotides long. RefSeq names its product rho GTPase-activating protein 19-like. Gene Ontology annotation, biological process: regulation of small GTPase mediated signal transduction; signal transduction. The transcript has 11 exons. NCBI's taxonomy places the organism in Eukaryota, Metazoa, Chordata, Actinopteri, Syngnathiformes, Syngnathidae. The coding region runs from base 48 to 1463 and encodes 471 amino acids. The record is from RefSeq and is a predicted model, not a curated record. Gene Ontology annotation, molecular function: GTPase activator activity. Gene Ontology annotation, cellular component: cytoplasm.